Molecule: messenger RNA, 3168 nt
Organism: Verticillium alfalfae VaMs.102
Lineage: Eukaryota; Fungi; Ascomycota; Sordariomycetes; Glomerellales; Plectosphaerellaceae
Product: DNA polymerase delta catalytic subunit
Exons: 4
Coding region: 1-3168 (1055 amino acids)
Biological process (GO): base-excision repair, gap-filling; nucleotide-excision repair, DNA gap filling; DNA-templated DNA replication
Cellular component (GO): delta DNA polymerase complex
Molecular function (GO): nucleotide binding; 3'-5'-DNA exonuclease activity; DNA-directed DNA polymerase activity
Source: RefSeq, a predicted model, not a curated record
AUGGCAACGUCUGUACUGCCCCAAAAACGUGUGCUCGGGGAGACGUCGAACGCCCGCCGCAACAUCCCCUCGUCCCCAGGCUCCAAGAAGCGCAAGAACAACAGUGAGAAGGACCAAGCAUGGGAGCGACCGCUUCUCGACGACUUCAACCCCGACAAGACCACCAUUGUCUUUCAACAGAUCGAGGCUGAGGAGGGUACAUUGCAUGGCGGCCGUGCCACCGUCAAGCUGUUUGGCGUCACCGAGGCUGGUCACUCGGUCAUGCUGCACGUUACCGACUUCAAGCACUAUCUCUACAUCGCCGCCCCCGUCUCCUUCCAGCCUGAGGACUGCAACAACUUUAGGGCGUAUCUGGAGACGCAGGUCGCUCAGCACCAGCCCGUUAUUCAUUCCGUGGCCCUACUCAUGCGCGAAAACAUCUAUGGCUUCCAGGGCAAUGUCAAAAACCCAUAUCUCAAGAUCACAGUGAACGAUCCCAAGCACAUCGGCAAAGUGCGGUCUACUAUCGAGGCCGGCAAUGCCAACUGGAAGGGCCUCUGGAAGGGCGUUGACGGUGGCGUGAUGACGUUUGACAAUAUUCAAUAUGUCCUGCGCUUCAUGGUGGACUGCAAGCUGCAAGGCAUGUCCUGGGUCGAAGCACCGGCGAAAUCCUACAAAUUGAUGUCCAGCUCGCUACGACAGUCCAACUGCCAGAUCGAGGCCGAAAUCAGCUACCUUGACCUUGUCGCACACAAGCCGGAAGGCGAGUGGUCAAAGAUGGCGCCGCUCCGCAUCUUGUCCUUUGAUAUUGAGUGUGCCGGUCGCAAGGGCAUCUUCCCAGAGGCGAACCACGACCCCGUCAUCCAGAUCGCAAACGUUGUCACAAGAUACGGAGAGAAGAAGCCGUUCAUUCGCAAUGUGUUCUGUCUGGACACGACGAGCUCCAUCGUUGCGACACAAGUUCUCGAGUUUGAUAAGGAAGAAAAGAUGCUGAAGGAAUGGCAGAAGUUUCUACAGAGCGUCGACCCCGAUCUCAUCAUCGGAUACAACAUUGCCAACUUUGAUUUCCCGUAUCUGCUCGACCGCGCGAAACAUCUCAAGGUGGCAGGCUUCGAGUACUGGUCCCGUAUUCCCAGUAUGCCCUCGAGAGCCAAAGAAACGAGUUUCUCCAGCAAGCAGAUCGGCAACCGCGACUCGAAGAGCACCAACACCAACGGCAGGUUGCAGCUCGAUCUCCUGCAACUAGUGCAGCGUGACCAUCACCUGCGAAGUUAUACGCUCAAUUCGGUGUGCUCCCAAUUCUUGGGCGAGCAGAAGGAGGACGUCCACCAUACAAUGAUUACAGAACUCUUCAACGGUACCCCUGAAUCCCGACGUCGAUUGGCGCUGUACUGUCUGAAGGACGCCUACUUGCCGCAACGCCUCAUGGACAAGCUCUCUUGCCUCGAAAACUACACAGAAAUGGCAAGAGUCACAGGCGCUCCGUUCAACAUGCUACUCGCCCGAGGCCAGCAGGUGAGGUUCAUCAGUCAGCUUUUCCGCAAGGCGCUGGAGCAGAAGCUGGUGAUUCCCAAUAUGAAGUCCGAGGCUAGCGACGAACAGUACGAAGGUGCAACGGUCAUUGAGCCGACAAGAGGCUACUACGAUGUUCCCAUUGCAACGCUCGAUUUCGCAUCUCUGUACCCCAGUAUCAUGCAGGCGCACAACCUUUGUUAUACGACCAUUGUGGAUAAGAAAGCCAUCGAGAAACUUGGCCUCAAGAAGGACGAAGAUUACAUCGUCACUCCCGCCGGCAACACCUUUGUGACAGCUAAGCAACGAAAGGGUCUCCUCGCACAAAUUCUCGAGGAGCUGCUGGCUGCCCGAAAACAGGCCAAGCGCGAGCUCGCAGUCGCAACUGAUCCGUUCAAGAAGGCUGUGCUGAACGGAAGACAGCUGGCUUUGAAGGUUAGCGCCAACUCGGUGUAUGGUCUCACGGGUGCCACAACGGGCAAACUUCCGUGUCUGGAAAUCGCCAGUAGUACCACAAGUUUUGGUCGGCAGAUGAUUGAAAAGACAAAGGAGGAGGUGGAGGCCAAGUACACCAUCGCCAACGGGUAUUCGCACGACGCGCAGGUCAUCUACGGUGACACGGAUUCCGUCAUGGUCAAGUUUGGCACCAAGGACCUGGCGGAAGCAAUGAAGCUGGGCGAGGAAGCUGCCGGCUUCGUGUCCUCCAAGUUCGUCAAGCCGAUCAAGCUCGAGUUCGAAAAGGUCUACUUCCCGUACCUGCUCAUCAACAAGAAGCGCUAUGCUGGUCUCUACUGGACCAAGCCGGAGAAGUACGACAAGAUGGACACGAAGGGUAUCGAGACGGUUCGUCGAGACAACUGCUUGUUGGUCCAGACGGUCAUUGAAAAGGUCUUGCGCAUGAUUCUCAUCGACCAGGACGUACAAGGCGCGCAAGAAUAUGUCAAAGACAUGAUCGCCGACCUGCUACAGAACAAGGUGGACAUGUCAAAGCUUGUCAUCACCAAGGCGCUGACAAAGGACGACUACUCGGCCAAGCAGGCACACGUGGAACUCGCCCAACGAAUGAAGAAGCGCGACGCAGGUUCGGCUCCCGGACUGGGUGACCGUGUGGCGUACGUCAUGAUCAAGGGCGCAGCGGGAGCGAAGAACUAUGAGAAGUCGGAGGACCCCAUCUUCGUGCUGGAGAACAACGUGCCGAUCGAUACGAGGUACUACCUGGACAACCAGCUGGCGAAGCCACUGGGUCGCAUCUUCGAGCCGAUUCUCGGAGAGACCAAGGCCAACUCGCUCCUGACGGGCGCGCACACGCGAACGAUUGCCGUGGCGGCGCCCAUGGUCGGAGGUCUCAUGAAGUUUGCUAAGAAGACGCAGACGUGCAUGGGCUGCAAGAAACCGCUGACGAGCAAGCAAGAGGCAGAGGGCGCUGUGUGCUCAGACUGCGCGCCGCGUGUGGGAGAGCUGUACAAGAAGACGCUGGACCGUGUGUCUGACCUCGAGGUGCGCUUUGGGCGGCUCUGGACGCAGUGUCAGCGGUGCCAGGGCAGCAUCCACUGCGAGGUCAUCUGCAGCAGCAAGGACUGUCCGAUUUUCUACAUGCGAAUGAAGGCGAAGAAGGAUCUGGAGGAUGCGGGCAAGGAGCUCAAGCGUUUCGAUUUCGACCAGGCGGCCAUCUGGUAA